GUGUCAACCCAGCCGUAUGUGUUCGAAUACGACGGCAGCUUUCAGGACGAACAGUCCCCUGAUACUGAUGAAAACUGGACACGCCUCUUCCCCCAGCGAAAAGGGUUUUUUCAGCAUCCCACCCUAGCGAAGCAAAGGUCGGCAUUCGCCGUCUUUCAUCAACUACAUUGCUUGAACAGCAUCCGACAGGGUUAUUGGGCUUUGUAUGACAUCGCAGCCACUGACCGGAACUUCCCCGGAGAUGAGAAUCUCCCCGAAAUGUCUUCCCCUCACCAUGUUCGGCACUGCCUCGAGUUGUUACGACUAGCCCUGAUGUGUCAGCCGGACCUGACGGUGGAGCUAAAGAAUGAGACCCUGGGAGGUGUAACGGGGUUUGGGACGGAGCAUCAGUGUAAAAGCUGGGCGGAUUUGUCUGGAUUCAUGGCUGAGUGGGAAUCUUAUGGA
This is a messenger RNA of Aspergillus sclerotioniger CBS 115572, 444 nucleotides long. RefSeq lists its product as uncharacterized. Lineage: Eukaryota; Fungi; Ascomycota; Eurotiomycetes; Eurotiales; Aspergillaceae. The transcript is spliced from 2 exons. Gene Ontology annotation, biological process: mycotoxin biosynthetic process. The annotation marks the transcript as partial. The record is from RefSeq and is a predicted model, not a curated record.